Prorocentrum cordatum is the source of this 978-nucleotide messenger RNA. The record is from the annotation of a GenBank genome assembly. NCBI's taxonomy places the organism in Eukaryota, Dinophyceae, Prorocentrales, Prorocentraceae.
AUGCGCCUUCGCCGCCGCUGUCGCGUCCCCGGUUCGAUUAUUAAGCGUUCCAGCUGGGUGAAUCGCGUCGGCAUCUACGCGGCCACUUGCCCGGCCCAGUUGUUCCCCGUCGGCUCCGUGAGCAGCUGCGCCCUACGGGCGAUCGGGGAGCUGGCGCCUGCGGCCUGGGCGGAGGCGACGUCGCGCGCGAAGCGUGGGCCCGGGUGCCGCGACUCGGAGGAUCUACCAGCGAAGCGCGCCGAGGGCCGCCGGGGGGGCGAGGCGGGCGGCGGGGGGGAUGUCACGAUUGCGACCUUUCUUCUCCUCGCCAAGCUGCGCCAUGCAUCCCAAAGCAAGAGAAUGCGGCAGCGCGCGGGCGAAACUAUCGACUUCCGAGCACGGGGGCCGCCGCGCGCCCUGUUGCGGGCCGCGGCCGCGCUCUGUCUCACCGACAGCGCGGCGGCCUUGGGCGGCUGCGCAGCGUGCGUUGAAGGCGAGAAGAAGAAGUUUCGCGAGUUCUUCGCGAAGUACGUUCAGUCAGCCGAGCCGACCGCGGCGGGCAAGCGCGCCCCCCAUUACCGCUGUCGGAAGCACGGGGGCAGGCGGAACGCCGAGGUGGGCGGAACCGCGGCCAGCAGCCAGGGGGCAGCAGCCAGCCACUACGACCAGGCGGGGGCUCAGGCUCGCGAGAUUCCCGCCUUGGACCUCAACCGCGAGUCGCUCCACGCGGCGCAGCUGGCGGGCCCAGGAGACGAUCCUACAAUGCACGAUGCCAACGAGUACGCCGUCCCUGGAGACCGACUGGUCGUGCACUACGUGCUGGCCCGCCCGGGCGAGGCGCGCGAGCCCGUCAAGGCGGCGUUGCGCGACUGGGUGGAGUCGCAGUCCCCGAAGGUGGUGAUCUUUCCAGAUCCAGACAUCCUGGAGGUCCAGGGCCUCGAGAGGCUGCUGGCGGCCAGCAGCGUGGACCCGCUCGCAGGUCUGCUGCUCUACCAGUGA